This is a messenger RNA of Lactuca virosa, 834 nucleotides long. The record is from the annotation of a GenBank genome assembly. NCBI's taxonomy places the organism in Eukaryota, Viridiplantae, Streptophyta, Magnoliopsida, Asterales, Asteraceae.
AUGGAAGCCUGGGAACUAGAAGAAUAUAAAGGUUACGUGGGCAGAAUCAUUACUCAAUUUAAAGAAAUCAACCCUGAAUCUUCACCCAUGAUUGUGAAUUUCCGAGAAGCAGAUACAACAAACAAACUCCACCAACUUUUAUCAGAACACUAUCUUACCAUAAUGGACUACCCUCGGGACUAUGAAGGUUGCCCAUUGGUACCAAUAGAGAUAAUCCACCAUUUUCUUAAAUCAAGCGAAAGCUGGCUCACACUUGGACAACAAAACGUUCUUCUAAUGCACAGUGAGCUUGGUUGUUGGCCCGUGUUGGCUUUCCUGUUGGCUGCUCUUUUACUUGACAGAAAACAUUUCACUUCUGAAAGUAGGGCCCUUGAGAUGGUUCUGAAACAGGCCCCAUAUGGGAAGUUACCCCUGUUGACACCAUAUGAUCCUACAGCUUCUCAGUUGAGGUACUUACAGUAUGUGUCAAAGAGGAAUGCUGAUGAACAACAUUGGCCUCCACCAGACAAGGCACUUAAAAUAGAUUGUGUGAUAAUCAGAAUGAUUCCUGAUUUUGAUGGAAAAGGAGAAAAUGAGCUCGUUAAAAUUGAUAUUAAUUGCAAUAUUCAAGGCGACAUUCUGUUGGAGUGUAUUAACUUAAAUGAUGAUCUGGUGAAGGAGACGAUUAUGUAUCGUGCCAUGUUCAACACAGCAUUCAUCAAAUCGAAUACUUUGAUACUGAGUCGUGAGGAAGUCGACAUAUCUUGGGAUAAAAAGCAUCAAUUUCCUAGGGAGUUCAAAGCUGAGGUACUUUUCUUCACAUUAUUCCUAGUCACUGGUCAUAUUAUUUUUUAG